AAGGGAAAUAGAAAACGAAUAAACACCAAAUUAACUCUGCAGUUUUAAAUGCCACUUUGAGGAGAGAAGUGAUUUGUUCUGCUUCCAAACAGACGGAGCUCCGCAAUACUGCAGGUGUUGUGUCGCUCUGCUUGGGAGAUACUUGACAAGCUAUGAAAUGGCCAGUACAGUGGAGUCAUUUCCAAUAAAUCCCAUGUUUAUCGAUAGCAUUUUCAGACAGGAGCACUGUGACCUCACCGCUUUCAUAAAAGCAAGAUGGCCCUUCAUGGCUGCGUUUAAAAUAGGCUACACUUAUUUUGGUGAGGCGCCUGGAUAAUUUCACUUUCUUGUUAUUUGAGCUUGCUAUCCAACAUAACAUGUCAUUAGAUAGCUUAGGGUUUUUCUGGUUGCAAAUUUUACUAUCUGCUAUAACAUUUAAUAGUUUCUAUAUAUAAAGUAUAGCCCCUCAAGGGAUAACUGGGAAUUUGUCGCCAGUUACAUAGUCAUUGGCAGUAAUUGAGUUUCAUUCAUUUAUUAAGUUUAACUGUCCGUUUUAUACAGUACACUUUCCUCAGAGCAAAUCAAUUAAUUAAGCCCCCGAUCAAUAACGGCCAGCAACGUUAAUUAAUUCAAUAAAAGGAGGCUAUAAAUGGUGCAGUGCUUCAUUGCAGCACUUGCUUUGAUUGUUUGUCUAUUGACUUGAUUGAAAUUUGAGAACUUGAUGUCUUGAUGUUUUCUACCAAAAACAAAACAUUUUUGAAACCUGGACACAUAAAAUCCUGAAGCUAUAAUAGACUGACAAAAUACACUUGUGCCUUGAGUUACAAGUAAACCAACUUGAAUGUGUUUUGAGAUACAAGCUACCAUUUGGCUGUUUUUUUUUUGGCCUGACUUCUGAGCACAAACUUGAGAAAUGAGCACUGUAUGGAGGAAUUGAACUCAAUACAACUCCCAAAAUAAGCAACAGUUUGCCACUUUGUUUUAUUAUUUGUCAAAAGCUGUUUAACACAACUCACAGUUGAAGUUUAUUGUCACGCUAAACAUAAAACGAGAAUUCCACAUUGUGUAUUUAAAACAACCAUUUAACUUUUUUUUAAUUGCCCUAGGAACAGCGGCUUAGCUUGAUCCUUACAACCAUGCAAAAUACCAUUGACGUGCUAAAAGUUAGUACUGCGGUUUUAGAAGCAACGAAUAUUUCACCACAAACAGUGGAGCAACAAAUAGACAUAGGAUAUAACAAUACUCACAGGCAUAUAUUAUUUACAUGUAUUUAUUAUUUAUUGUAAAAGGAAUAAUUACAGCAUCUGAGUCAUGAGAGUAAAAGAGUCACGUUCAUGACAAUAAAAGCUUCUUCUUCUUCUUCACAUUAAUAACAGAAGAAGAGGUACUAUUUUUCCUUUUUAUGUCUGCAUCACUUUUUUUACUCUCAUAGUGGUAAAAGCAGAUACACUAAAAAGACCAGCACAAUGAAUUGGACUAGAGCACUGAAUCAUGAUGCACAAGCUGUUUAAUUCUUUACAUUCUCUUGAAUUAUGUCUGUGUUUUUAUAAAUUGUAUUAUGUAGUACUAAUUGAAAAAAAAACUUGUGGGGAUGGAGGUUGGAACUAAUUAUUGGCAUUUCCAUUCAUUGCAAAACAGAAAGAUGAAUUGAGAUCUAAGAGUGGUCACGGAACAAAUUAAAUUUGUAUCUCAAGGGAGCACUGCAUAAGCAAUAAACUAUUAUUAGUUUUGAGUUAAUAUGUAGGGCGGCACAGUGGAUCAGCUGGUAAAGUGUUAGCCCCACAGUUCUGAAAUCCCCGGUUCGAUCCCAGACCUGCCUGUGUGGAGUUUGCAUGUUCUCCCCGUGCCUGCGUGGGUUUCCUCCGGGCACUCUGGUUUCCUCCCACAUCCCCAAAACAUGCAACAUUAAUUGGACACUCUAAAUUGCCCCAAGGUGUGAUUGUGAGUGCGGCUGUUUGUCUCAAUCUGCCCUGCGAUUGGCUGGCAACCAGUUCAGGGUGUACCCCGCCUCCUGCCCGCUGACAGCUGGGAUAGGCUUAAGCACUCCCCGCGACCCUCGUGAGGAUAAGCAGUGAAGAAAAUGGAUGGAUGGAGUCAAAAUGUUCUUUUCCUUGCUUUUGAGUGAAAUACUUUUUUUCUGAGAAUGUUCUCCCAGUAUGAGGUGACGAUUGCCAAUUGACUGAAACAUGACAAUACCUGUAAACAAAACCUGAUAACAAUUUCAUGGCUGUGUGUGUGUGUGUGUGUGUGUGUGUGUGUGUGUGUGUGUGUGUGUCUUCAGCUGCUGGCAGCAAGCGUUUAAGCCGGGCAGGACCUCCUGAAACAUUUUAACAGGAAGAAUCAAGCACGGACUCGCUGUAGGGCCAUCAUGUACCAGGCCACUGUCGCCCAGCGAACAGACAAGACCAUCCCAAGCAGGGUCAUGGAGGAGUCUGAGAUCUGUUCCCUGCCUGGGGGACUUGCCAGUGUUAGGAAACAAUUUAAGGCCCAGGAAACUACCUCGACUACCACAUCACAAGCAACCCAGUUCCAUUUCCAGCACAGCAGUGGGCAGUUACAAGAAAUGUCACACUCAGAGGUCUCAGUGUCAAGCGGCAGGCAACAGAUGGUCACAGGCACUCAGCAGCUACUAUCCAACGAAGAAAAAAUGGUACAGUAUUCAUUAUUGGAUUCACUUGUUGACAAAAUAACUUGGUCUGUGCCUGAUUUAAUCGAUUGUGUUAUUCAUGCAUUCCUUGGUGACAGAAUGCAUCUCCACAAUCACACAAAAAAAAAGAACCCCCUUUUUUCUAUUUAUUAUUUCCAUUACUUCGUGUCAGACAGUGACAAAAACUUGCAUAACCACCUUGAUAGAAAGCAUGAAGAAGAGGAAUUUCCGAGGUACACAACAAAAGAACUAAGGGCUCACUUUGAAAGAACUAUAGAGGAAGCAGCUCCACAUAAACCAAUUAAGAUUGGACAUGACAUCAAUCGCUCAAAGUGGUCCUCCUGUGUGACCCAAAAUGACACAGUGACUAAUGAGGUGCACCAAGAGUCAGCAGUCAAAGUAGAAGAGGACACAUUGGAUUCCAUGAUUGAUUACGAGGACUUUCCACCACCUCCACCACCACCAGAAGCCAUAGAAGACUUCGAUUACCUUCCGCCUCCACCGCCGGAUUUACUCCAAAUGUCAUCAGGCAUUGAAAAUAUUCCCGCCACCCAGUACUCAUCUGAAGAUCCUCAAGGUUUAGUGAACUCAUCCAUAAAUGUUCUCAGCAAAGAAGCUUUCAUCAAGCAGAGGAGCAUGUCUGAGUUGAAACGUCUGUACAAACACAUUCAUCCCGGAGUUCGGAAAAAUAUCGAAGAGGAGCUCUACAAUGAAUACAAUCAAUCUGUAAGCAACCACCAUGAUAAUCAAGCUUACUUAUAUGAGGGUGAAGCUGAUGUCAACAAUGAGGAAUCUGAACAGGAAGAGAUAGUGCCUGGAGACGUCCAAUCAAGGCGCUGGAUGUUUGAAAAUAAGCCACUAGAUGCCAUCAAGGAUGAAUCCCUGGCUGGAUAUGAAGACAACAAUAAUAUUACAGAAAAAGAGAUAAUUCUUGGAAAGGAUGUGAGACGGACGGCAUGGAUGUUUGAGACAAAGCCGAUGGAUGAGUUGGGUCCACGUGAGAUCAACUCGAUAGAGUACAGGAACAAGGUCAACAAGUUUGACAAGGGAGAUGUCCGAGCUGCAGCAUGGCUGUUUGAAACCCAUACGAUGGACAGUUUGAAUAAAAUGCACAAGGAACAGGAGCUCACCAAAGAGGUCGUAUUUACAGAAGAGGACGGAAAUGCCACCAUUUACAUGAUUGACAAUAAGUAUAUGGAAGGUCUUGGAGACACUGAGACAAUCGAUGAGACCCAUCUUCUGAGCUUAAACUCGGUUGUGGAAGAACUCAACGAUAACGAGAAAACCAUAACAAGUACGUUUGACACUCAGUUUAAAUGCAUCAUCAUGGGACAGUCCAGUCAGAUGCUAGAGAUUAAAUCUGUGCGCAAAAUUGAAACUGAGUUAGAGAACUCAAUUGCUUCACGUUGGCUUUUUGAUACACAACCUCUUAAUGUGAACAAACCUCUUUCAUCUUUUAAGCUCGUGUGCAGUCUUUCCAUGGAAGAUGGUAACAGAGGAGACUGGGGCCGAUGGUUGUUUGAGAUCAAGACAUUGAAUUCCCUGACUGAGCUGGAAAGCUCAAAAACUGAGGGACUAUUAGGGACAGAUGUGCGCAAAAACUGCUUGGUGUUUGAAACCCAACCAAUGAAUACUCUCAAGGAUGAUUCAGAUUCCACGACUUACUCAGUUGAAGAAAUCAUUGGGGGUAAUGUUAGAUUGGCGAGAAACUUCUUUGAAAGCAGCCCCCAAACAGAGAGGAAGAACCGCCCCGAAGUUGGAAAACUUAAAAAGGCAUUGGAGAAUGAAGAAAUAAAAGGUGAUGUGAAACAUCAAAAGUGGCGGUUUGAGAGUCAACCUCUGGAGCUUAUACAAGAGGACAAGAAAGAAAUAACUCGAACAGUAAACAUUGAGGAGGAACUCACACAGGAGGACGGGACAAGUUGCAGAGCAGAUGUUCGUAAGAAUUGCUGGGUGUUUGAGACUCAGCUAAUGGAUAUUUUAAAAGAUGAUUCAAACUGUCUUCCAUUGUCAAAAGACGAAAUCAUUGCAGGAAAUGUAAAAUCUGCCAGAGAUUACUUUGAAACCAUCCCAACUCAGGAGCCUAAGGAGCUUACAGAAGUGGGCAAACUGAAGAAAAGAGUGGAACUUGAUGAGGAGAGGGGGGAUGUCCAACAUCAGAAAUGGCGAUUUGAAAGCCAACCUUUGGAGCAGAUCCGAGAUGAGAAGAAGGAAGUCGUCAGAACAAUCAACGUGGAAAAAAUCGACAAAGUGGAUGUUUUAAACUAUAAGCAAAUCUUUGAGAGCACAGAUUUACACAGAAGAGAUGAGUUUCAAAAGAUCCAUAUUGAGGGUGUUACAAGUGGUUCAGUGCAAUCCAACAAAAAACUAUUUGAGUCCGGGCUCUUGUAUGCCAUGGAGGACAGCUCAGGACACUUCCAUGAGGUGAAAACAGUACGUCAUGAAGAGAUGGUUCGCGGGGAUGUGACAACAUACAAAUGGAUGUUUGAAACACGACCAAUCGACCAAUUUGAUGAAAGCAUUGACAAAUACCAAAUAAUUAAGGGUGUAUCCAGACAGGAAGUAGAAUCUGGUGAUGUUAAGACUGCCAAGUGGCUGUUUGAGACACAGCCACUUGAUGCCAUCAAGUACUUCAGCAACAUUGAAGAUGAGGAAAUAGAAAGUAAAGAACAAGACAUUGUGAAAGGAGAUGUAAAAAACUGCAAGUGGCUAUUUGAGACCCAACCAAUGGAUGUCUUGUAUGAAAAAGUGGACAUAAACAUUGAAAAUCAGUGUGAAGAAAUGCUAAAGGGAGAUGUUAAAUCGUGCACAUGGCUUUUUGAGACGCAAGCCCUUGAUACAAUACAUGAUGAGACAGAAACUGUGUUCAAACCAUGCACUGUGAAUCAAGAGGACAUUCAAGGGAAAGAUGUCAGAACGGCGUGUUUUCUCUUUGAGACUGAAAAACUAGAGAAUCUUUCUGAGGAUGAUGCAAGCUCCUUUAAACGAGUCACAGAGAUUGACGUUUCAUCUGGAGAUGUGUCAAGAAAGAAACACAUAUUUGAACACAGCACCUCCGAUAUCAUGACAUCAACGUCAGAGGAAAUGAUGCAGCAUCUCAAGAGAGCCCAGACAGCGGAUAUACAGAAAGGAAAUGUAGUGACCUGCAAAUGGCUCUUUGAAAAUCAAUCAAUAGAUACUAUACAUGACGGUCAAGAGGUAAUGCUGACAAGCCGUACCGUAACUGACGUACACGGAGGGGAUGUAGACAAGGGCCGCUUCAUCUUUGAGACCUACUCCUUGGAUAAAAUUAAGGAGUCAGCGUCUGAAGCUGAGCAGUCCACAAUGCAAAAGAUUGCUCGCAAUGAUGAAGAGAAGGGGGAUGUGAGAAAUUACACAAUCCUCUUUGAAACUCAGCCUCUUUAUGCUAUUCAGGACAAGGAGGGCCAAUAUCAUGAAGUUACCACAGUCACCAGUGAGGAAGUGACACGAGGAGAUGUAAUCGGAACCCGGUGGUUGUUUGAAACCAAACCCCUUGACGCUAUAAAGGACUCCGAUGAAGUUUACAUAAUUAAAUCUGUCACACAGCAGGAUGACCAAAAAGGAGAUGUCAUUUCUGCCAAGUGGAAAUUUGAGACACAGCCACUUGAUAGGAUUUCGGAAGAAAAAAAGACGUUUACAAAGACUGUAGAUGACGUUCAAGGCGGCAAUGUUAAAAUAAAUAAAAAUUGGUUUGAAUCUGAUACGCCGCUGGAUUUUGUCAGAACAGUCAAUGUAAGUGAAAUACAGAAGGGUGAUGUCAGAUCAGCCAAAUGGAGAUUUGAGACCCAGUCAAUUGAUAAAAUACGGAGCCUGAGUUCGGAAAACCUGAUUGAGACAGUUAAAAAGGAGGUGGUGGAAAAAGGAGACGUGAAGCGUUCAGUUUGGCUGUUUGAAAAAAAUCCUUUGGAUCACAUUAAAGAGGUCGAUGAGGAUGAGGAGACACAUGUCACUCAAGAGGAAAUUGUCAAAGCAGAUGUAAAGUCAGCAACAUGGCUGUUUGAAACAAAACCUUUUGAUGACUUCAAUGUGACAAAAACAGAGAAGACGGAAAUCUUGGGCAAGAGCAUUAAGGGAACACUUGAAGAGCUUUACAGUCAGAAAAUGGUGACAUCAAAAGGAAUACUCAUCCAAUCUGAUGAAAUCGGGGAUGUUAGGAUGGCAAAAUACAAUCUAAUGAAUCAGCAAGCUCCUGAGAUUCAGCGGGAGGAAGUAAUCAGAGGCGAUUUGCAGACCAUUAUGAUGAACCUCCUGAACAGACAGGAACAACAGGGGCGGCAGGUGGUUAUUGAGUCGGAAGAGAAGGGCAAUAUCAGUUCAACAGUGCAGCAGCUUUUCAACCAAGAGAGCAAAAAAAGUAUCGAAAAGGAAGAAAUUAUACGAGGGGACAUUCAGGAAGCCAUAAAUAGCCUUUUUAAUGAUAGUGGCUCACUCCAACAUGGACUUCUCAUUCAGGAGGAUGAGAAGGGCGACGUACGGAUGACAAUGUAUUCCCUUCUGAACAAACAAGACUGUGUUAGUGUAGAAAAAGAGGAUGUGGUAAGAGGGGAUAUAAAGAGUGCCAUGAAAAGACUCACCACCCAAGAUCAGCCUGACCUCACAAAGAGAAUAACCGUCGAUGAAACCGAGAAGGGAAAUGUCAAUUUUUAUUCCACAUGUAUUGAAUCUGGAGCCCUCAGUUAUCUAAAACAGCUCAAUCUAGACCCCGAUGAAGCGUUACCUGAAACAGUAGAAAAAGAAAAGAUUCUUGGUGGUGACGUUCAUAGCAUGAAAGUCAUUCUGAGUGAAGACCAAACCCUGAUAGAGCGCACAGUGGAUGAUAUCAUACCGGGUGAUGUUCACAACACGGUAAAAGUUUUCAUGACGGAGCCGACCGUCUCAUCAGAGAGUCUCCUAAAGGAGGAGAUUGUUAAAGGCGAUUUGAAAGCUACAUUGACUUCAUUGUCAGAGUCAGUGAACCAGAGAUUUGUUGUGGAGAAAGAAGAGGUGGUGAAAGGGAACAUACCCAAAACAAUGCGAUGCCUAGAGAGGGCACAACAUCGUCUCAAGGAAGUAGAGAAGCCACAUAUCAUCCCUGGGAACAUCAAAGGAGCUCUGAGAUCCCUUGAGGAAUCUGCAACUCCACGAGUCGAAGCCAUCAUGGAGGAUCUAGUUUCUGGAGAUGUUAAGGCCACAUUAAAAUCUCUGGAACUGGCAAAGCAAACAGUGCAUGAGGUGGAAAAGGAAGAAAUUGUGAGGGGUGAUAUUCAAACAGCAAUGCAAUGCCUACAUGAUGCUUCUGCUGAAAAGAGAACAUGUCAACGGGAAAUAGAUGUCCAGGGGGAUGUUAAAGGAACAAUCCAGCUCUUUACAAUACCUCCUUCUUCUACCAGAAUGCUAAGGAGCUUGAGCACUGAGGAGGAAGAAGUGAAAGGUGAUGUCAAGAUGUCAAUUAAGUCCUUAUACGAAACACAAGAACAAUCUUUGAUAGAUAAAGAAAAAGUGAUAAAGGGUGAUGUGAAAGGCAUGAUUAAAUCACUUAUGGAAACAGCACACCGUGAAACUCCCAAAGGUAAACCCGGCUCCCACAAAAGAGCUAGAAGAGUUAAGCAGAGUCCUCCUGUUGAGAAUUUGAGUGCUGAGAUACAGAGGAACGCACAAAAAAUCAAAACUGCAGUUUCAUCUGAAAGUCAGUCUGGUGUUAAUGAAACAAAAACCAUUCAAUCCAGGUUUUGUACAGUGGAAAGGAGUACCACGCAAUCAAAAACAAUUCUCGAGCACAAAACCAUAACACAAAAUCACGGCAUCAAAACAUUAAAAACAGAAUUCUGCAAUCUAAAGCCAAAGGGAAUGAUACAGUUAAAUAAGAAUAAAGUACAAACAGAUGUUUACACCAUCAAAGGACAAGUGCUAGAACCAGAUUUGCCUCUUCCUUCUCCGCCUCCACCUGUGGUAGAUAUUGACCUUCCUCCACCACCUACGCCGCCCCCUCCAUGUCUGGAUUCUGACAUUGAUCACCUCCCUCCUCCACCGCCACCAGCUACCAAUGAGCAGGACAUCCUCCCACCACCACCACCUCAGCGAGAACUGGAAAGAAUGCCAAAACAAGCAGUUCAUGUUUCACCAGCAGAUGCUAAAAAGAUGGUGGUAAAGAAAGUCAAAGCUCCAACUUUGUGUCCUGUCCCAAAUCUUAAGCCUGAAGUGGAAGCAUACCAUGCAGUAGAGUUGACCCAGCCCAUAACGGCAGCAUGUAUAUCCAAAACAACGGAAGCCCCACCUCCACUGGAAUUGCCACAAGCAGCGGGGAAGGUUUGCAUCUCUCCUGUAAGAUUCACACCGCCUUCUUCCCCCUUGCCUCAAAUGAGAGCGAAAACGAGUAAAUUUAACACCCCUUUGAUAAAAGCGGAGGAAAAGUACCGGAAGCAUAAAGAGAAUAGCACUCCUCCAAGCACUCCAACUCCUCCUCAUGUAAAUGACUCACUUUUUACUACACUUCAGAAUAUUCCCACUGAAGACGUAAAGCACACAAAUAAUAUACCCAAGAUAAAACAGGCUAAAACUGAAAAUGCAGCUUUGAUACUUAAAUUAGACUCCUCAUCAUGUGAUGCAUCCAAGCAGGUUGUUAUCUCCAAUACUAUUCAGAACAAUGUCAGCACCAGUCAUGAAAGAAUUCUCACAGGGUCUGCCGCAAUAUCAUCUGCCAAACAGGAAAUGGUUUCUAAUGAGUCUUCUAAGGUCGUCACCGUUCAAGAGAGCUCUUCCGGCACUGCUGUGAGACAAAGUGUACGCAAAACAAAACAAAAAAUAGUUUCACUUUCCUCCCAUGUGUCAACUCAGGCUGUCAUUGCUGACCAAAGUCAUACAACUUUCACUGAUUUUGCAAACACUGAAAAAGAAACUGCUAUUGAGAAGAAAGAUGUGAAAAAUAUGAUAGUAAGGGGAGCUGAUAUAAUUGAAAGAAAGAUGGAUGAUGGAACAGGCAUAGAUAAGACUACAGACCUUGUUAAAAUGGUGAAACCUGAAACCACGGAACAGAAUGCAAAGAAAUCUCAUUUACAGUCCAAGAGAAAUGAAAAAACUGAGUUAUCUACUGAUCAAUCUUCAACCAAAAACCAUGGCACUGUCUCCGAUGAACCAAAUCAAACGGAAAAAACAGAAGCCACUGGGACUGUAAAAAUGGGCAAAACAAACCAAAAGGUGAAAAAGAACAAUAAGCAGGAAAAGCAGGUUGAUGCAAAGUUGGAAGAAGAGAGAAAGACACAGGUAAAAGUGAAUAAUGCCACCGCACUGAAAAUAAUCAAUGAGUCAAAUGAGAUAAAGACAGAAUUAAAGCAGGAGAUAAUGAAAGAGUCUCCCUGCCCAAUUGAUGAUGUUACGAUGAAUUUACCUGACAGCCAAACAGCAAUGUCAACACUAACAAAGAAGAAAAAGAAGUCCAAAAAGGCUAAAGGUGGGGCACAGUGGAGUACACAAUUAACUCAAAGUAAAGAUGCUGGCACAGAAUCAAAGACGGCCAUCACAGAAACAUUGAAUGAAACAAUUGCUGCUUCCCAAAUUCAAACAUGUGUCACAGAAAGGAAUGCGCAAGGAGCCUUGAUGACAGAAAGUAAAGACGACAAGAAGUCCCAGCAACUAGAAGAACAUGAAAAUCAUCUGAAGGGAUUACAAAAGAAGAAAGCAGUGACAAUUGCUCAGAAGAAUGCACAGGCGUCACUUAAAGAAAGUCAUGCUGACCCAAUUAAAGGGCCAUUUAAGUCAGAACAAAAUGAAAUGGUAACAUCAGUGAGAAAAGUGGUUUCUAAAAAACCACAGGUUUCAGCCUUAAUCCCUUCUAUCACAGGGAUGCAAAUUGUUUCCAAAACUAGCCUUAGUACAUUUUCAGAUUGCCUCAGAAGCCCACAGGUGCCUCACAAAUCAGGAAAUUCUGUUGCACCGACUAAUCUGCCUCCAAAAAUUGAUAUGAAGGAAAAGCACGAAUCAGAGUCUGUUGCUGAGAUAACUGCAUGUACGAAAAUAUCCAAGAUCAGCACUGGUUCUACAAAAGUACAGAAGCAAACAAAGAAAGAGACCUUAAAUGAAAGCAAGAAAGAAGAACAAACCGAUCUUCGAGCUCCCUCACCAUCUCUGAGAACUCGGUCUCCCUCUCCUACAUUUAUCACCAUUGAAUCCAUUCGGAGGACUGACUCGCCCCAGAGAGUCACUCCUUCACCUCCACUCCUUCACAGGCCGGCCACACCUCCUACCCCGCCACCCCGCCACUGUGACACCCCGACGUCACGUCGCUGCAACACACCAACGUCUCGACUGACAAGAAUCACACCCUCGCCGACGUUUGACCUCGCUGAGAAUUUGCCGCGUCUUAAGGAAACCGCGGCCAAGCUCUCACGUGGCAUUACCCCACCACCGUUACUUUCCCCACAACUAAUAUCUGAAAUCGUGGAAACACCUGCGUCAUUCCAUCGGCAAAUCAAACUUGAGGCCACCAAUACCUCAGAGGAGACCUCCACAAACAAUUUAUUAGAGGCUGUAGAAAAAGGUACACCUGAAGAUCCAGAGGCUAUAAAUGCAAAUAUAACCCAAAGUAGCUCUGACGUCAAGCCACCACUUUGUAAUGAUGUCCCUGAAGAGACGUCAGAGUUGUCUUUGGCUUCAGUCAGAGAAAAGAGGGAGUUUUUUGAAGAGGCCCGAAAGGCUGAAAUAAAUAAAACUUAUACACGGAAGGAACCAAUUGCUAUCCCUGAACGACUGGGUCCAGACCUGGAGGAUAGUGAUGAGGAAUACGUGUUUAAAGAAAAGAAAGAUCUACCCAAAGCAGACUUGGCUGGUCUUGCAAAUAAUUUUGAACCAACGGAUGAAACGGUUGUCAGCAAGGCGUUAGUCCCACCUGCAGAAUGGUUUUACAAUGAAGGUGAAGAUUGCGUCAAAAAGAAGGAAGAUCUUUCAGAAAGGGCAGUGGCAGCUUUUGACAUCCAGGGGCUUAAGAAUGUUUUUGAAACGAGUGUGCAAAAGUUCUCUUUAGAUGAGCAGAAAGGGGGUCGAGAAACGUCAGUCGACACAUCAAAGUUGCAAAGUCCUCCAGAGAUGCAGGAAGGCUUAAAGGAGAGCUUUGCCCUCCCUCCUCAUGGAAAUGUGGUAGAAAUUGUACAGACAGAUCCAUCAGACUGCUCUGAGAGCAAAUCAAUCACGGAGCAUUUUUCAAGCGUUGAUGUUUUUGGGAGCAAGGUCACAACGACAAGUGUCAGUCAGCAGUCUGGCAGCGUGUCAAGACAGCCGGCUCCUUUUUCCUAUGCUGACGCGGUGAAAAGGAAAGGGGUGGCGGCGAGGAGAACACAAACCCGUGACGAAGACGCCACCGAGAACAUGCUGAAAAACUUCCACCAAACCCGGAACGAGAGCUACACUGUGUCAGAAGUAAGGACGUCACAACCAACAAGAACAACAACUCAUCAGGCUCAUCAGACAACCAUUGUCUCCGGCUCGAGUUCCCAAGUCAGAGCUCUGCACAGUGUGUCGAAGGAGGGUUUAUCCAAUGGAUGGAUGGCUAGUGGACAGAAAAAAAUACCAUAAAUCCUGUUUCUUCUGUGAACAAUGCAAAAGUAAACUAAGCCUGGGAAAUUACGUCUCUCUCCACGGACACUUCUUCUGUCUGCACCACUACAAACAACUCCUCAAGUCCAAAGGGAUGUACAAUAAUGAACUCGGCCAGAAAGCUCCCACAGGAACCAGCGGAGUCAUCCCACUAGAC
Syngnathoides biaculeatus (alligator pipefish) is the source of this 12368-nucleotide messenger RNA. RefSeq names its product xin actin binding repeat containing 2b (gene xirp2b). Gene Ontology annotation, cellular component: focal adhesion; stress fiber. The record is from RefSeq and is a predicted model, not a curated record. The coding region runs from base 2348 to 12190 and encodes 3280 amino acids. Lineage: Eukaryota; Metazoa; Chordata; Actinopteri; Syngnathiformes; Syngnathidae. Gene Ontology annotation, molecular function: actin filament binding. The transcript has 9 exons. Gene Ontology annotation, biological process: actin filament organization; actin cytoskeleton organization.